AUGGCGGCUCCCAAAGGCUACGAUGUCUUCGAGAUUGUCCCAAAAGCGGCCCAUCUGGUGCUGCUCGGCGAUCUCCAUCACUUCCGCACGGUGCUCUUAGUCCCAAGCAAUCAUGAAGGGUAUCAUUCCGCCUGGCAUGACACGCCCAACAUCCUUCGCACCUUCAAACAGGACGUCCGCAACAACAAGUCAUUAGGGGAAUUUAUCCUGCUCGACCGGACGGCCUUCCGGCUGCCCGACACAGACCCGACCAUCCUGGGUUGCAGCCUCUUCUCUUGGGUCCCGGCCAAAAAUGAAAUGGCUGUCAGCAUGGGACUGAACGACUUUUUCCACACCAACGACUGGGAUGUCGGCAUGCAUAACGAGGCGCAAGAGCGGGACCUGGCUUGGCUCAAUGGGCAGGUCGUGGACCUGGAACAGCAGUCCGACGUUAAGAAGAUCAUGAUCUUUCCGCACUGA
Cladophialophora yegresii CBS 114405 is the source of this 459-nucleotide messenger RNA. RefSeq lists its product as uncharacterized. Bases 1 to 459 code for a protein of 152 amino acids. Lineage: Eukaryota; Fungi; Ascomycota; Eurotiomycetes; Chaetothyriales; Herpotrichiellaceae. The transcript has 3 exons. The record is from RefSeq and is a predicted model, not a curated record.